AUGUUUUCUAUGUCCUUGCUCGCUGAAAAUGAACAAGGUGAAUUAUGGCGAAUUCUUGCGGCACUUUCGUAUUGCUCAACAAAACAAGAAAUGUACCAUGGCUUGACACUUUUCUAUUUUUAUCAGUCUUUUUCCUCUUGCAAAAAGAAUGCUCAAAUUAUUGUGACUCCUGAAGAUGUACUUUAUGGAUGGAAAUUUACCAGGGAAACCAUUUUUCCUUAUCUGGAGGGUAUUCCAGGACCCCAGGUGAACUGGAUUCCAUGCUGAGACCCCCAUAGGUUUGGCUACACCCUGGUGCAAGUAAAGCCCAGCUGCCUGGCCAAGGACAACUCUAUCUACAUUGUGGCAAAUAUUGGGGACAAGAAGUCAUAUAAUGCCAGCGACCCUCAGUGUCCCCCCAGUGGUUGUUACCAGUACAACACUGAUGUGGUGUUUGGUUCUCAGGGAAAACUGGUGGCACGCUACCAUAAGAUAUGCACAUUACUGAAGUGUCAAACCACUGACCUGAGAACUUGUGGGGAGCUGGUGGGGUCAGCUUUUACCAAGUUUGAAGAAUUCUCCCUUAGUGGCACAUUUGCAACACGUUAUGUUUUCCCACAGAUCAUUCUCAGUGGAAGUCAACUUGCUCCUGAGAGACAUUAUGAAAUUUCAAGAGAUGGACGUCUGAGGAGCCGGGGCGGAGCCUCUCUGCCUGUCUUAGUUAUGGCCCUGUACAGAAGAGUGUUUGAGAAGGACCCUCCAUGCUUAGCGCAAGGACCUGGGAGAUGA
This is a messenger RNA of Callorhinus ursinus (northern fur seal), 768 nucleotides long. It is a transcript of the gene VNN2, whose product is annotated as vanin 2. Gene Ontology annotation, molecular function: pantetheine hydrolase activity. NCBI's taxonomy places the organism in Eukaryota, Metazoa, Chordata, Mammalia, Carnivora, Otariidae. Gene Ontology annotation, biological process: pantothenate metabolic process. The record is from RefSeq and is a predicted model, not a curated record.